AUUGGUUUCUCGCUAACAAAUAAGUCGUCGUUUGAUUUCGAAGUGAGAGUAGAAACUCAGUCGAAUCUCGAGCUGCAAUGCUACAAUUCUGAGGAAUAUAUUUUCAUUAAACUCUCUGUCUUCGAACUUUUUUAGUAUGAAAAUUUUUUUAGCAUCGUUUAUCGCUAUCUUAUCGUCGUUGCGACAUACAUGCGGACAUACAAGAAGCGGCGUCGAUCCUAUUGACGAUGGGCCUAGUCAAGGAGUCGGUUCUGAUUUCGAUACGGAAAACGAACACAUAUACUCGAAUACAUGGGCUCUAGAACUAGAUGGUGGUGAAAGACAAGCUAGAGAAAUCGCUGAUAAACAUGGUUUUAAAUUCAUAGGACCCAUUGGUAGUCUUGAUAACCAUUUUAUAUUUAAACAUAGUAAGGUAGAAAAUAGGAGGAGAAGGCGAAGUAUAGAACACCAUAGCCUCUUAAAAAGCGAACCGAGUGUGCGAUGGGUCGAGCAACAAAAGGUUUUAAGAAGGACGAAGAGGGACUAUAAGGACUUUACAGAUCCUCUUUAUAGAGAGCAGUGGUAUUUGAAAAAUACGGGUAUAACCCAUUGCAAAGACACAAAGGGUAUUAAUGUUAUCCCUGUUUGGGAACAAGGAAUAACUGGGAAAGGAGUGGUUGUAACCAUUCUUGAUGAUGGUAUUGAGCACAAUCAUCCUGAUCUGAAAGACAAUUAUGAACCAGGGGCAAGCUAUGACUUUAAUGAUGGUGACAAUGAUCCAUUUCCUGCCUAUACCAGUGAUAAUGUUAACAAGCAUGGAACAAGAUGCGCUGGUGAAGUGGCAGGGUCCGUAAACAACGGUAUUUGUGGAGUCGGCGUUGCUUACAAUUCACGUGUUGGUGGAGUUCGAAUGUUAGAUGGGGAUGUAACAGAUGCCGUAGAAGGAGGUUCGUUGGGCUUGAACCAGCAGAAAAUUGACAUUUACAGUAGCAGUUGGGGACCUGAUGAUGAUGGGAAAACGGUUGAUGGCCCAGGAAGAAUGGCUAAAGCUUCGUUUCAACGUGGGACUAAGAGUGGACGAAAUGGAAAGGGAUCUAUAUUCGUUUGGGCGACAGGCAACGGUGGUAAAAACAGAGACUAUUGCAGCUGUGAUGGCUAUAUAAAUAGCAUUUAUACAAUAUCAAUUGGAGCAGUGGAUGAUUGCGGGAAGUCACCGUGGUACGCAGAACCUUGUCCUGGAACGAUGGCAGUCACCUACAGCAGCGGAGUAAGCGGUAUCAACAAGGAGAUUGUCACUACUGAUUUGCACCAUAAAUGCACCUUAAAGCAUACAGGGACGUCAGCUGCUGCACCAUUAGCUGCAGGAAUCUUUGCAUUAGUUCUUGAGGCAAAUCCAAGUCUUACCUGGCGUGACUUGCAACACCUGGUAGUACACACCAGCAAAGUGGUGAGCCCAGACGAUAGCCAAUGGCAAACAAACAAGGCUGGCCUACAUGUCAAUCCGAAAUUUGGUUUUGGAGUUCUGGAUACUGAGGCCAUGGUCAAGGCAGCUAAAGCAAAAGAUUGGAAGACCGUAGAUGAACAGCACAUUUGCAAAAGCAAGCACAAAGUGGCAAACAAGAAGAUCCCAGCAAUGGGCUCGAUAACAUCUAAAAUAUACACCAGUGGAUGUAUUGGGCAGCCCUCUUGCGUCAAUAAAUUGGAGCAUGUGCAUGCCUUUGUCACACUGAAGCAUCCAUCUAGGGGUGGUCUAACAAUUUCGCUGAAGUCGCCCUCCGGGAUAGUCUCUCCGUUAUUAGAGAAGAGAGAACAUGAUGUAUUGAACCAGGGGUUCACUAACUGGCCUUUUUUGACUGUAUUUAACUGGGACGAGAAUCCAACUGGCACGUGGGAGCUGACUAUUACUGACACGUCGGGAAGAGCGGGAGUCCUUGUGGAAUGGAAUCUAGAUGUUUAUGGUACUUGUGACUUGAGUUUAUUGAAGAAAGUAGACGAAAAGAAGAUGUGCAUAGACGAAUGUGUCAAGGGCUGUCCCCGUCCUUUCUCGGAAAAAUGCGUCGGUUGUAAAAAGUAUUGCGAUUGUGAAAGGGGGGUAUGUGUGUCGCAAUGUGAUAGUCAUUCUUCAGUUGACGUGGAGCGACGUCAUUGUAAGCGAGCACUUGACAGCGAGUCGGAAUCGACGUCGCAGGAGCCUAAUCAGCCUUUAGCUUCGAGUUCGACAGAGACGGUAAAAGUAAAAAAUUCUCUGCUGAAAAUUCCGAUGCCUGCCAAAUUUGCAGUUAUAUCCCUGUCAGCUGCUGUCUUGAUUGCUCUCGCGGCUGCAAUUGGCUAUUUUCUGCUAGGCCUACCAAACAUGCAGGGCAAUCCUCGAGCGGCUGUCAAUUACCACAAAGUUGGAAAGAAAGCGGGGGCAUAUGUUGUGGAUAUGAACCAACCCAGGGAUGAUGACACGCAAGAUGAACAGUGAGCAGUCCAAACACUGUUUCGUUUUUCUAAUUUGUAACCUCAACCGAAUUUCUUAAUAAAGUAUAUCAAAAAUGUACCUAUGUUAAGUUAAUGAAAAUAUGUAUAAUAUCAAAUAAUCGUUCAAAACUUAAAAGAUUGAAAACGGCGAAAAAUUGGAGUAUUUUAUUACGAUGUAUUGUGGUGAAAUUUCUUUGGAAUUCAAACAAAAUGGCCAAAAAGUCUGGGAUUUAUAUUUGUAAACUUUUUCCUGUUUCUCCCUUAUCAUAGUCUUUGAAAGUAAACCUAUAAAAUUUUGUUAUUGUUGUUGAUGCGGUUAUUGGCAAAGAUAUUUUACCACAAUGCAUUGCAGUAACUGUUUUCUAAAUGCGUGGUAUUAACCCUUGGUUUGGUUUUAAUGUCUCUGAACAACUAACAACUAAAAUUUCAAACCCUUAUAGCGUCGGCAAAUGUUUUAUGUAGAAAUUUUGUAAUAUUGAUUCAGUGUGUAAGCUGUUUUGAUGCCAAGCUUGAACACUGUUCAUUCAUGACACUGAAUUCAGUAAUAUAUUUUUAUCAAAUUCUGGCUGUUGAAAAUAGCAAGCAAUUCUUUCAUCCACGUCACAUUUUUUUUCCUUUUCCACUUAGCUUAACAAGGUUUGGUAGACCCUUCUUUACUCAUUUGGUAGUUUUUGAGUGAAGGGGAACCAAAUUGUGACUAUUCUGCCUUUUAUACAGAGGCAUUUAUCAUCAACACCCGAUCCCCUAUUCUUUCGUCACCGCUAUAUCCUUAUGUUCUACGACGUUUAAUGUAGCACGAACACGUUUAUCGGGCGUUCUUUUUUAGUCCCCAAGUGUAUCUAUUCACCUUCAUAACUAACUUCGUCUUUUGAAUGAAGACGAUUUUAAAUAAAGGGGAUAAUUUAAUAUGAUGGCAAAUUUUGCGAUAAGUAUUUUAUGGCAGAAA
Rhopilema esculentum is the source of this 3388-nucleotide messenger RNA. Its product is annotated as furin-like protease kpc-1. Lineage: Eukaryota; Metazoa; Cnidaria; Scyphozoa; Rhizostomeae; Rhizostomatidae. Gene Ontology annotation, cellular component: Golgi membrane; trans-Golgi network. The record is from RefSeq and is a predicted model, not a curated record. Gene Ontology annotation, biological process: protein processing. Gene Ontology annotation, molecular function: serine-type endopeptidase activity.